AUGGUUGAGUACCUGAAGCAGUGGCACCGGCCCAGGAUGGAGAUUCUUGUGAACAGUGGAGUGGACCUCUUGGCCUUUGAGACCCUUCCUGCCGUGUUAGAGGCCAAGGCUCUGGUAGAACUGCUGAGAGAGUUCCCACACUCCAGAGCUUGGGUGGCUUAUUCAUGUAAAGAUGGUGGCCACACCCACCAUGGGGAACCUAUGAGUCAGGGAGUAGAGGCAGUUCUAGACUGUUCUUAUCUGCAUAUCUCUGUAUUUUAG
This is a messenger RNA of Lingula anatina, 261 nucleotides long. Its product is annotated as homocysteine S-methyltransferase YbgG-like. NCBI's taxonomy places the organism in Eukaryota, Metazoa, Brachiopoda, Lingulata, Lingulida, Lingulidae. The record is from RefSeq and is a predicted model, not a curated record.